AUGAAGAGAGCAAAAAAUUUACAGAAUUGUUUUGAUUCCAUUGAUAGGGGUUUGGUUGAAGAGAUUGUAGAAAGGGUCACUUCAUCAUCAUUCACAGAUUUAAUAAAUCUUCGACUAAGUUGCAAGCUUCUUAAUGAUAUAGGAAGUCAGCAAUGGGUAUAUGGGAAGCUGUCGCUGCAAGAGUUUCACAUUAAUCCAUGGGUACGCUUAAGGAAUGUGAGGAACAUACCAUUCAUCGCUUUCAUGGACAAAAGCAUAGACUGUGGAAAUACAAAAGCCAUGUAUCAGAAAGAUGCUGCCCUAGAAUUAAUUCACAAAGCUUCGAAAGGAGGACACGGUGCUGUAAAAUAUGCUUUUGGCAUAAUAUCGAUAUGCUUAGGCGGUGUAUAUAAAGAACAAGGGGUAAAGACAAUUGGCGAAAUGAAGGUUACGAAAGAACAAAGAGAGAUAACAUGGGAGUAUCGACGUAGAUUUCAAGAAAUGAAGGAAUCUUAUUUUGUGUUAAAUCCUAUAUUUGAUAAUAAACCCUCGAGUUGUUGCACUAUUAAGAAUGUUCCUCUUGUUCGUAAGAGUGGCUGGGAUAGUGCAGAUGAUGAGGAAGAUGAGCAUUGCUAUGCAUGUAGCAGUGAUGAAGAAAUUAGGCAAUUUGCUUACUACUACUAG
Solanum verrucosum is the source of this 663-nucleotide messenger RNA. RefSeq names its product putative F-box protein At1g67623. NCBI's taxonomy places the organism in Eukaryota, Viridiplantae, Streptophyta, Magnoliopsida, Solanales, Solanaceae. Bases 1 to 663 code for a protein of 220 amino acids. The transcript is spliced from 3 exons. The record is from RefSeq and is a predicted model, not a curated record.